Molecule: messenger RNA, 1885 nt
Organism: Capsella rubella
Lineage: Eukaryota; Viridiplantae; Streptophyta; Magnoliopsida; Brassicales; Brassicaceae
Exons: 1
Coding region: 216-1367 (383 amino acids)
Source: RefSeq, a predicted model, not a curated record
UAACUCUAAAUAUUUCCGACGUUUCCAAAUUCAAAACAAAAACCAUUAUAAAAGACCCAAAAAAAUAACAGUCAAUACUCAAGAAGUUUGCAAAAUAAAGAAGAAAGAAAAACCUAAAAAAAACAAAAAAUAAAAUCCAAAUAUAAAUAUACUCCUUUUGCUCAUUUCUCCUUCCGACAACACCAACAUAAAACACAACCCCAAAAAAAAUAAAAAUGGAGUUACUAUCGACCGUCGCGACAUGGUUCACUCCGGCGACUCUUUUCCUCCUUCUCAAUCUUAUGAUCGGCACCAUCGUCGUAACGUCUCGACUCGGCUCUGGUUCAUCAAAAAGACACCACCAGCAACAUCACGAUGGUUUCGGGUCGGGUCAUGCUCCGGCUCCUUUAGCUAGAGCUCCGUCUAUCAUCGACCGUGUUAAGUCUAUCAAUUUCCAUCUCUACAAGUUUCCUCAUCCGGAAACUGAGAUUUUCUCCGCAACGGCUCACCACGACGUGAUCGGAUCGGAUCUUCAUGUAUACCCGGAUCCGAAUCCGCCUCCACCGUUACAACGCGCUCCUUCUCUUUUGGAGCGGGUUAAAUCCAUCAACAUGUCUUCUUAUUUCAAAUACCCAGAUGAAGUAAUCGGGUCGGAUCUUCACUCUCACUCUUAUUCCCACCCGGAUCGACACCUGGAUCCGGCUCCGUUACAACGCGCUCCGUCUCUUCUGGAUCGGGUCAAAUCAAUCAACAUGUCCUACUUCAAAUUCCAGCAGUAUAACCCGGAGGAGGUGAAUGAUGAUUAUACUCAUCACAAUGAACCGACCCGAAUCGAUAAUACUCCGACACGGAUGGGUCGGGUUGACCCAAUUGAUAUCUCAAAAUUCAGGAUUCCGGAGGAAGAUCAACCAACUGGAUCCGGAUACAAUCAUCUGAUCGACCCGCCCGUUUUAACUCGGGCUCCGUCUAUCUUAGAAAGGGUUAAAUCCAUCAAGCUAUCAUCCUUCUACAGAUCCGACCCGGAAUCGGAUCAGAACCCGGGUCCGGUUGUCCACGAAGAAGAGCACAAGCACGUGAGGAGCAAAUCGGAGUCGAAAAAACCGGUGAAGAAGAAGAAGAAAGCAGCUUCGACGAAGAUGACGAAAUCGGCGAGCGAGAAAUCGGGUUUCGGUUUCACCCCAAACCACGAGGAAGCGGCGGAGACGGUGGAAUCAGUCGAACGGAGAAGACCAGAUACGACGAGAGUCGAAAGAACAACAUCGUUCGGCGACGGCGAAAACGGCGUCGACGCGAAAGCUUCGGAUUUCAUAAACAAAUUCAAACAGCAGCUGAAACUACAGAGACUCGACUCUAUUCUUAGGUACAAGGAGAUGCUCAAGGCCAACUGAAAUGAAAUGGAAAUUUACAGAACUGCCCCUGAGGUGGAGAUUGUAAUCCUCGCAAACCGCCGUCUCCCUCCGUCGCGGCGGUUUUGUUUGCCGCACAGAGGAGGAGGUAACACAGGAGGGAGAGUGGUUAAACGUCUGAAUUACCGAUAAAACCCCUGUAUUGUGAGGAUAUUUAAGUAAUUUAUUUAUUAGUUUGUUAUGUUUAUGUGGGAAUUUAUUAUUGUUUAGUGAUUAUAUUCAUAAAUAACAACAACUCAUAAAGAGACAAGAAAGAACGUAGUAUUAGUUUUUGCUUUAGGCUUUAGGCAAGUGUGUAAUGAACUGUGGCGUUAAUAAUGGAUCUGGGACGUUGUUUUUGUGGUAAUGUUCAUCAUUUGAUUAUCCACUUGGCAAUUGUCUCGACAUGUUUACACUACACGUUUCCUAGUUUCUGCCCUAUUUUCAGGUUUGGUUGGUUACUUGGUUUGUUGUAUAUUUCUGUUUUUAUUCAAAUUUUCAAUAGUGCUUAUUUAUUGUGA